AUGGACACGCGAACGAUACAGUCUAGAUACGGUCAAGGAUACGGCGGGGGUUAUUUCGCAAUACACUUAGCCUCUUCUCCUGGAUUCGAAGAGGCUAGGUUUUUACUGGUUUCGGCGGCAUCAACAAAAAGAAGGAAGAAGGAUUGGAAAGAACUUAGUUGCGCUUGCAGCUGCUGCCAAUCUCCAGUUGCUGGUGCUCUGCGAAGAAGAAUGCGGCUAACUCGUGAAGAAGAUGAUGUCAGGUGCCCUAAUUACAAUACACACCGUUUUAGAAGAGGCUCACAGAGAGAGAAGAAGAAGAAGAACAAGAAGAAAGAGGAAGGAGGACGUUUGGGCUAG
Prunus armeniaca (apricot) is the source of this 339-nucleotide messenger RNA. The record is from the annotation of a GenBank genome assembly. NCBI's taxonomy places the organism in Eukaryota, Viridiplantae, Streptophyta, Magnoliopsida, Rosales, Rosaceae.